AUGAGUAGAUCUAGUUCAAUGUCCAGCCAACUUCUGGCCUCCAAACAGAAAGACGAGUCUGAGAAGAGAGGGCGGGGCCGAUCCCAGAAACAACCCCCCAAGGAGCCCAGUGAGGCACCAACUCCCAAGAGACGUCGGGGCAGACCAAAGCGGAGUAAGAAUCAGAGGGCUGCGAAAGGCCGGAAAAGCACCACUGCCCCAGGGAGGAAACCAACAGGUAGACCCAAAAAAGUGGAGAAAGAAGAGGAAGGAGGGACAUGCCAGGAGUCUUCGGAGAAGGAGCAGUACCCAAGUCUGCUUCUAUCUCGCUACCUCAUUCCCCUCGAUGAUGAUGACUAG
Molecule: messenger RNA, 339 nt
Organism: Trichosurus vulpecula (common brushtail)
Lineage: Eukaryota; Metazoa; Chordata; Mammalia; Diprotodontia; Phalangeridae
Product: high mobility group protein HMG-I/HMG-Y-like
Exons: 1
Coding region: 1-339 (112 amino acids)
Biological process (GO): regulation of DNA-templated transcription
Cellular component (GO): chromatin; nucleus
Molecular function (GO): transcription coregulator activity; DNA binding
Source: RefSeq, a predicted model, not a curated record